Messenger RNA from Planococcus citri (citrus mealybug), 4558 nucleotides. RefSeq lists its product as uncharacterized. The transcript is spliced from 2 exons. NCBI's taxonomy places the organism in Eukaryota, Metazoa, Arthropoda, Insecta, Hemiptera, Pseudococcidae. Bases 827 to 4297 code for a protein of 1156 amino acids. The record is from RefSeq and is a predicted model, not a curated record.
AUAAGGCUACUUAUUAAAUCUUUCUUCAAAAAAAAUUCUAGUUCUUUAAAAAUGACGUAAGACAAUAACGGAAAAUUUUCUGAUAUAUUUUUUUCAUCUGCUACCAGACUAUUCAAAAUUCAAAAUUCAAAAAAAAAAAAGGAAAAUAACUUGAACUUUGGUCUGAUUGAAAAAAAGCAGGACAUUUUGAUAAUUUUGAUAAAAAGCAGAGCCAACAGGACAAAUAUCGCCAAAAAGCAGAAAAAAAGUAGAAUAGGUAUAAGAGUGUUGGACACCCUUAUGGGUGCUUGUUGCAAAAAUUUACCAUUUUGGUUUCUUUUUUUCGAAUUUGAAAUUUUCAGCUCGUAAAAGUAGUCACUGUAUCAUACACCUAACACAUGAACGCAGUUUUGUGUUUCUUGGACCAUUAAUCAUUCCUCUCCUCAAACUUUUUUUUUUUCGUUAACGAUGCGAGCAAAACAUACACCACGCAAAACAAAAUAAUUGCAAAUUUGGCGGAGAUUCUAAGAGCAAACAUAAACGAAUUGCGAGGAAUCCCCUGUCAGGUUACGUUAAUGUAUGAAUUGGCAACUAGCGAAGAAUUUCGUUAAAUUACAGCGUAUCAUCAUAAUCAGCAGCCUUAAGCUUUAAAAGCGUCAACGAGAGCUAUUAUAAUUGUAAUGGAAAAAUUCACUACUCAAUUUGGAUAAUCUCCAAUCAAACACGUGCAUCUGGUUUAAAUACCUACUUACAUACAACGAAAACGAAAGGAAAUAAGCCAACACCGAAAUCGUCGGCCGAUCUUCCAUCACAAGAAUAAUUUCACCUACCCGAAGAGAAACCAGAAAUGCAGAAAAAUCACGAUUGCACGAGUGAAUUCUCGGUUGCUGACAUAAAAAAUGACUCUAUAAAGCAAGUUUUUCAAUUAUUAGCCGAAGGAGAAACAAAAUUAUGCCAUCAGCCCAAAAUAGAAGAAGCAACUCUGCUACUGGGUAACACCGGUGUAGGGAAAUCUGUAUUGACUCGACGAAUAGCUGGAUACGGCGGUACACUCAAAUCAGUCUUAAAUAGAGUCGACUACACCAUCGUCGAUAUAAACAGCAAGGAUAAUGAAAAAUCCUUCGUCACAUCCAACACCAUAUUUCCAGAACUACUACAAAACAACACUACCAGCGCAGCAUAUUACGACUUUCCAGGUUUCCUGGAUACCAGAGGAACGGCUAUCGAUAUCAGCACGACGUAUUUCAUGAAAAAAACAGCAGAUAAUGCAAAACGAGUUAAAAUCCUGAUUCUGGCAAAUCACGCUUCACUCACCAAUUUAGGAACGAGAGAUGAUUUUACAACCCUUUUACAUCACGUUACAAAAUUUGUUAAGAAUAUUGACAAAUAUAAAGAUGGAAUCGCACUUAUCGCGACAAAAGUUCAGUAUUUUAGAAUAAAAGACGAUAAGAUCGUAUCAAGUAUAGCAAAAUUCAUCGCAAAUGUUAAACUCGAAUUAGGGAAACAACAACUCAAAGGUCUCGCAGACAACUCAAAUGCGAUUAAGCUUCUCGACAUCUUAUUACAACAAGAUGGACAUAAAUACCCCAAAAUUGGUAUUUCCAGAUCACCCGAUGAAGAAGGACUUAUGAGUGAAAUUCCUAAAAUAAAAGAAAACACCCAAAAUAUCGAAACAAUGUUGGCAAAACUCAAAUUCGUCCAAACAAAUGAGUCAGAUUUUGGUUACAUUUUAUCGAAAAAAUCUCUGGCGGAUAUUCCAAACAUACUGAAUGAAAUUAAUCUCGGAAUUACCGCCAAUGUUCGUGAAAUUAGUAAAGAAAUGCAGAAAAUUCUAUCUACAGGAGAAAAUGGAAGUUUCGAUUUCGACAAAGUGACGAAAAUAAAAGAAAAGGCGAGCAAUCACAAAGAUCUGGAAAAAUGUCUACAAGAAGUUGUCCGGGGAGCUGUUUCCAUGAAUAUAAGCUCAGUACACGAAAACACAUUGAAGAAGCUGGGCCAUUAUUCGUCAAUUAUACGUCAAGUUGGCAAUCAAACUUCACAAAAUGAAUUCAAAUGUGCGGAUGGAUUGGAAGAAGUCGUCGAGUAUUCAACGUCGAUAAAAUGGAACGAAUUCGUGAACAAGUUAUAUGAAAGAUUAUCUCAUUACGAAAUACAAAGAGAUACUCGUAAAAACCCGUGUACCACAUUUGCUGACAAUGUGGCCGAAGCGAUAGACGAUGAAAAAGCAGAACUAAAACUCGAUCCAGUUGUUUUGGAAGAAUGUUACCCGAAUUACAAACCAGAGUUCGAAGGCAUUGAAAAAAUUAAAGUCGAUGAACCGAAAUUGAAAACUUUGGAGAAAAUGCUGCGUAUAACAUUGAAAAGCAUUUUAACGUAUUCGUGCGAUACCAAUAAAUUAGCAGUGAGAGGGCAGUACGUUAAACUAUCAGAAGUUCUCUCAAUCCAACAAAAAAACUGCAAAGAGCCUAAAUUUAUAGAAAUUUUAGCAUUGAAUGAUGUAUUCAUUGACACAAAUUUGAAUAAAACAGGCGAAGAAGUGCAACUUGCCAUAGUAGCUCCCAAAUGGAAUAUCCAAGGUACUAAAAAAAUUACACUCGAAGGUAAGCCUGGAGAGGCUCACAAACCUACCAAAGCAAAAUUUGGAAAUCCUGGCUCAGAUGGUUUGCCUGGAUUACCUGGAGGACCCGGAGGGAAUUUCUUAGGAAUAGGUGAAACGUUCAUGAAUUUACAAGGGCUCACUGUAUCUGUCAAAGGUGGUAAGGGAGGGCCCGGCCAGGAUGGCGGUGACGGUGGAAAAGGUCGUGAUGGUGCCAAUGCUUGGAAUGACGUUUUUGUAAAAAAGAACAUAGGACACCAAAUAGUCACCUAUGGCAGCAUUGGGUUGGCCAGCAUAGGUAAAGUAGAGUCUAAAAAUCAUAGUAUAAUAAAUUAUCGGGAGAGUAUCAGCUAUUACGAGGUAACUAUUGCUGGUAAAGAUGGAGAAAAAGGUGGAAAUGGUGGCGAUGGUGGGGUAGGUGGUCUUGGAGGGAAUUCAGGGAAGAUUAUUUUUACUCCUCUGUCAAACUCAGCCUCAAACCAUUUACGCUCAGGCACAGGAAUAGGAAAUGAUGGAUCUGAUGGUAAAGGUGGGGAAGGAGGUGCAGGAGGAAAACGUGGCAAUGAUCUACUUGUGGAAAAACCACUGCUCGCUGGCGUUUAUAGAAAUGAUACUGAAAAGGUAAUUUACAAAGAUGAACGAGCAAAAUCUGGUGAUCGUGGCAUCGAUGGUCGUAAUUCCAAGCAACAAACUAACCCUCUUCCGAGAAAAAAACUCUUGAACAUACCGGAUAUAAUGAAUGAUUACAAAAAAUAUGCAAUGGAGAACCUCCACCAAAGUAUGAACGAAUCUUACACGAUGGAAUUUCUUCACAAGAUGGAAAAUGAUGAGCGUCUAAAGAAUCAACCCCAAAGGCGUCGUCGUUUUAUUGAUCAGGGUAAUCAAACGCAAACCAUCGAUCAUGAAAAUGUGCCUGCAACAAGCAAUUUCAAAACUUCACGUAUUCUGAUGGCCUUGGAACCUGGUACUAGCAAUGCUGAUAAUGCAUCUGCAAAAAGUGCUGCUGCCCGAAUUAAUUCACCCAUCAACUUUGCAGUCAAAUUAGUCAGCAGUUUCAUUGGGCAAUUAAGCCUCUUUGGAAGUGCCAGUAUAUUGAAUUAUGGAUUGGUUAGAGGUGGCAUCGAAUCCAUGUUCAGAGAUUCAAAGCCUUCAGACAUCCAUACCACAGCAAAAGAAAACACUAAUCAUACAAUACAACUUGGAAAUUUCAAUAUUAACGAAUCUUUGACAUUGGCCAAUUUUGCCAUUAGGUGCAUCACUAAAGAGAAAUUUUACAGCAGCGAAGAAAAAUUGAUGAUUUUAACAGAGGUGAAAGCCUUAGUGCUGAAUAUCAUUACAGAAUUUGAGAAAAUAUUGAGUGAUCUAUGUGUGCAGUACAAUUUACCUCCUGAAUCUUUGGAAUUUGAUCCUGUGACAUUGAUAUCAAAACUGGAAAAAGAAAUAAUCAAUCAAAAUUACAAAAAAAUGGGAAACGUAUUGUAUCAAUCUGUUGAGGGCAGUUUUCGUUCCAACAAUCCUCAGUUUCAUGCUCAUCUGCUGCAGAAAAUUGACGAAAUAUUAGUUAGUCGAAACAAUGCUGAUCUAGAGGAUCACCAAAUCAACAGUGACCAUCUUCAAUCUAAUAGAUCGAGUAAUGUAAUCGGGAUGGAAAAUUGCAACAAAUGCAACGUGUAUCAGCUUGAAAUGAAUAACUUUCAAAGUUUUGCAGAGAUAGGUUCUUAGGAGUUUGAAAGAACAUGUACUGACCAUAACAGUAGCUCACCAAAAUCUACUUAUACUUUCACCAUAAUUAUAUGCUCUGUACUAGAAUAAUUUUUAUACAUUAUCUACUUCAAAAACAUAGUACGCAAAUAUGUAUCUUUAAUUUUAUAGAAUUUUAAUUUUAAUGAUUUUAUGUUCUGUACUGAACAUUUUUAUGCCUAUGAUGGUUCAUUAUUUUGAUGAUUUAUUUCAAUAAAACACACAGCAAAUCGCUGUCUCAUU